This is a messenger RNA of Striga asiatica, 585 nucleotides long. The record is from the annotation of a GenBank genome assembly. Lineage: Eukaryota; Viridiplantae; Streptophyta; Magnoliopsida; Lamiales; Orobanchaceae.
UUUGAUCAGUUUGACUAUGGGGCUUCAAACUCAAUGAAUUUUAUGGAUUUUGCAAGGGAAGCUGCCGAAGCCAUGUCAUUAGCUGCAUCAAGUGUUGAAGAACAACAGACCACAUAUGGAGUUGUUGAUUCAACAUCAGAAUCGGGCCAUACUGGCGCUCGGGCUUCGAAGGAAAGAUGUAAAGAAUGCCUCUGUAUGAAGAGUAUGGAGGCCUGCGCAGAGAGUGGAAUGGUCUUUCUUUUACCUAUUUUUUUUAAAUAUACAGAUCCACAGGCAGCUCUUCGUGUUUUAGGAGCUUUAGACAAUGGUUGUGCCCGUGUUCGAUUUGAUGGCGGAGGAUUUGAGAACGUUUUUGAGUGGACAGAGAUUUUCGGGGCUCAGGUGAUCAUUGAUUGGCCGGACAUGAAAUCGCUGUUAGAGAAACUGAGGAGUAUCGGAUUGCAUAAGGGCAGCCCAAAGGGAAAAUGGGAUCAAAAGUUUUUGGUGCAUACUGAUGGGCUAACUCAAGCUGCAAAGUCGGUGAAGGAAUUUAGAUCCUAUGGCAAGUUCUGCAUAAGAUAUGUAAGACAUGACAACUUGCUAUGA